Molecule: messenger RNA, 1125 nt
Organism: Exserohilum turcica Et28A
Lineage: Eukaryota; Fungi; Ascomycota; Dothideomycetes; Pleosporales; Pleosporaceae
Exons: 4
Coding region: 1-1125 (374 amino acids)
Molecular function (GO): oxidoreductase activity; FMN binding
Source: RefSeq, a predicted model, not a curated record
AUGGCAAACCGCGCACCAAACUUGGACCCUCUUGUCUUCUCAAUUCAGGACCUUGAGAAAGAAGGGACAAGGCGGCUUUCGCAAGGAUACCGCGAUUUUUACAAUGGUGGUGCAAUGGACAUGAUUACGCUCAGGGACAAUGUUUCGGCAUACGAUCGAUACAAGAUCCAGCCGCGCAUUCUUCGCAAUGUCUCCAAUCUAGACUCGACUGCAGAAAUCUUCGGAUACAGGGCGAGUUUCCCUUGCGCUCUGAGCCCAACUACGAUGCAUUGUCUAGCGCAUCCAGAUGGAGAACUGGCGACGUCGAGGGCGGCAGCGAAGGCAGGGAUAGCAAUGGCCUUAUCUUCAUACUCCAAUAUGGCAUUAGAGAACGUCAUAGCUCAGGGAACUGGUAACCCCUACAUGAUACAAAUGUGCAUUUUGAGGGACCGGAGUCGCACGUUGCAGUUGCUGGAAAGGGCGGAAAACGCCGGUUACAAAGCACUAUUCCUCUCUGUCGACGUACCGGUCCUGGGAAGACGACUGGGAGAAAUGCGCACAGACUUCUACCUGCCGAAACAUCUGUCCUUUCCCAACAUCUUAUCAAGCGGCGAUGGAGACUUUGGUGAUGACGAGACCAAGCGCAACGGGCCCACGGCUUUCGAUGACACGCUAGAGUGGGAGGAGGUCAUUCCAUGGUUGCGGAAGCACAGCAAUAUGCAGAUAUGGCUGAAGGGAGUGCUAUCGCCUGAAGAAGUUGAACAAGCGGUAGUUGCGGGUGUCGACGGGGUGAUCAUCUCGAAUCACGGGGGUCGCCAGCUUGACGGUGUGCCUGCCACACUGGAUGCGUUGCGCUCCUGUGCGCCCAUUGCCAGAGGACGUAUUCAGAUUGCCGUGGACGGCGGGAUAAGGAGAGGUUCAGAUAUUUUCAAGGCCAUCGCACUCGGGGCGCAGUGCUGCCUUCUCGGACGGAUCGCCAUAUGGGGGUUAGCUUACAAAGGCCAGGCGGGCGUAGAGUUGGGUAUUCGGAUUUUAUAUGAUGAGUUCAGAUCUACCAUGGCGUUGGCUGGCUGCCGUUCGGUAAAGGAAAUCUCGACGGAUCAUCUGAGUGUAUUGGAGGGCAACGGUAUUCUCGCGAAGCUUUGA